AUGCCUCCCGCCAGCAAGAGGAAGAAGCAUGUGGUCGAGUCGGACUCGGACGGGUCGGACGUAGAGGUGGAACACGUCGAGCGGAACGACAGGAUCCUCCAGAAGGUCGACCCGGAGUACCUUAACAAGCCGAUUGACUUGCAGCAAGGCAGCGCGAAGAUCAAGCUCAUCAUUAGCAGCCUUACCGCGCUCGCGAAGGACUUGAUGACCGGCGAGGAGACGGUGCUGAACACGGCGAGCGAGAUGGCCGAGUUGCUGAACGAGGACUACAAGGACGAGGACAUGAACGAGGAAAAGUGGCUGAAGGCGCUGCUCGAGAACGAGAUCAUGUCACAACUCGAAGAAGACUUCCGAGCCUUGAUUGACCGACAAGCUGAGCUCAAGAUUCGCGCGAAGACGCUUGGCGAACUUCGCGAUCGCGUACACCAAGGCCACCCAGUCGCCGACGUCGCCAAGCUCUUCGAGCAGAGGGCCGCCGAGCCGCUCUCGCAAUACCGUGCGAAGACUGUCCGCCAGCGCUUCAUCGACAACGAGCGAUACGUCGAGUACCGCCAUCUUGUCUGGGAGAGCUUCACGAACGGUUCGGCUGUCCCGCCCGUCAAGAAGUUUCUGCCUCGAGAGGACAAUGACGAGCAGUCGGACGACGAGGACAUUGAGCUUGGCGCCGAGACGACCACCUACCGCUGCCCGAUCACGCUUACAGUCCUCGAAGACCCGUACACCUCAACCGUCUGUCCACACGCCUUCUCGGGCUACGCCAUCAAGGAGCUCCUCCAGCAGGGUCAUGGCAUUACCGACUGCCCCGAAACCGGUUGCAGCAAGCGCCUCACGGCGUCCACUAUCAAGCCCGACGAAGGACUCGCCCGCCGCGUCGCGGCGUACAAGAGGCGUGUCAAGGAGGGCAGGACGCAGACGGGUACGCAGGCUAAGACGUAUCAGAGGAUGGAUCUUUCGGACGAGGACGACGAGGACGAGGAGGACGAGCCAAUGGAGGGCCCCGCGCUUAAGAAGAAGAUCAAGCAGCAGGCGGCCGAGUGA
Molecule: messenger RNA, 1038 nt
Organism: Rhodotorula toruloides NP11
Lineage: Eukaryota; Fungi; Basidiomycota; Microbotryomycetes; Sporidiobolales; Sporidiobolaceae
Product: E3 SUMO-protein ligase nse2
Exons: 7
Coding region: 1-1038 (345 amino acids)
Biological process (GO): protein sumoylation; double-strand break repair via homologous recombination
Cellular component (GO): nucleus; Smc5-Smc6 complex
Molecular function (GO): SUMO ligase activity; zinc ion binding
Source: RefSeq, a predicted model, not a curated record